Messenger RNA from Neltuma alba, 2273 nucleotides. Its product is annotated as cystathionine beta-lyase, chloroplastic. The record is from RefSeq and is a predicted model, not a curated record. The transcript has 15 exons. Gene Ontology annotation, biological process: transsulfuration; 'de novo' L-methionine biosynthetic process. The coding region runs from base 517 to 1908 and encodes 463 amino acids. Gene Ontology annotation, cellular component: cytoplasm. Gene Ontology annotation, molecular function: pyridoxal phosphate binding; cysteine-S-conjugate beta-lyase activity. NCBI's taxonomy places the organism in Eukaryota, Viridiplantae, Streptophyta, Magnoliopsida, Fabales, Fabaceae.
GUUACAUUAAAGUCCUCAAAUAUUUCCUCUUUUACUUUAGAGAAUCAGAACCCCUGCUCCCCGCCGGCUAGCUCCCUCUGUUUCACUACUCGCCCUCUCUGCUUCACCCACUGCCUUCUGCUUCGUGGUUGCUGCUCGAUUCCGCCGUUGCUCGUCGUGGUUCUGGUUUUCGGUUCUAUUAUUCUGUUCUGGUUUUCGUUCUUCUUCAGGCAUCAUCCCCUGUUAUCCACUGCUGUUGAGAGGGAGAGAAUCAGAGACUUUGCUGGGAUCAGAUGUGUUGUCAAUCUGUGGGAAGCUUUGUAGUUUGCAUGAAUUGAAUAAGAUGGUUCCCUAAGUCAUGGUGUUCUGUGGUGUCUUGUAUGAUUCGAAAUGCUAAGAUGAUGGUGAUGAGCAGAGAUGCUCAGGAAAUUCUUGUUUAGGUAAUCUGGAUGCAUAAAAUUGGGACUACAUACCAAGCCAAAGCUCCACGGCCUUGAAGAGCACAAGAAAAACCUAGCUCUUUCUUGAUCAUCUGUGAUGGCUUCAGCCUCAGUUUUUCUCAAGCCUUUUGUUACUCAAGUGGCUAUUGAUCUCCAAGCUAAGAGCACAACUGCUGGAAAUAUGUGGGAGAGCUUGGGAUUUUACGAGUCAGCAAAUUUGAAGUCAAACCGACUGAUUUGUGCAAAGGGGUUCAGACUGAGUUGUUCACUUGAUAGAGAAAUGGCUGUGGGCGCAUCGGCUUUGGUGGACAGUAUUGCGGAGUGCUCAAAAGAACAGUCCUGUGAGCCUGGUCUUUCUACAGUUUUAAUGAAUUUUGAUAAUGAGUUUGAUCCUUAUGAAGCGGUCAGUACACCAAUUUACCAAACUGCUACUUUUAAGCAGCCUUCUGCAACAGAAAAUGGCCCCUACGAUUAUACUAGAAGUGGAAAUCCUACCCGAGAUGCUUUAGAAAGGUUACUGGCAAAGCUUGACAAAGCAGAUAGAGCCUUUUGCUUCAGUAGUGGAAUGGCUGCUUUGAGUGCCGUUUGUCAACUUUUUAAAUCUGGUGAUGAAAUUGUUGCUGGAGAUGACAUCUAUGGAGGUUCAGAUAGACUACUGUCCCGUGUAAUUCCAAAGUCCGGAGUUGUGGUGAAACGAGUAAAUACAAGUGAUCUAGAGGAGGUAGCCUCUGUUAUUGGACCUUGGACUAAGUUAGUGUGGCUGGAGAGUCCUACCAAUCCUCGGUUACAAAUAUCUGAUAUUCGAAAAAUAGCAGAGAUGGCUCAUGCACAUGGUGCUCUUGUAUUGGUGGACAAUAGUAUAAUGUCUCCUGUAUUAUGCCAACCCUUGGAACUUGGGGCAGAUAUUGUUAUGCAUUCAGCUACCAAAUUUAUUGGUGGACAUAGUUAUCUCAUGGCUGGUGUCAUUGCUGUGAAAGGCGAAAGUUUGGCAAAAGAGAUGUAUUUUUUACAAAAUGCAGUGGGUUCGGGCUUAGCUCCAUUCGAAUGUUGGCUCUGUUUGCAAGGAAUGAAAACAAUGGAGCUGCGAGUUGAGAAGCAACAGAAGAGUGCACAAAAGAUUGCUGAGUUUCUUGCCUCCCAUCCCCGAGUAAAGAAAGUAAACUAUGCUGGUCUUCCUGGUCAUCCUGGACGUGACCUGCACUACUCUCAGGCUAAGGGGGCAGGAUCAGUGCUGAGCUUUUUGACAGGCUCACUGGCUCUCUCGAAGCAUGUUGUUGAAACUACCAAAUACUUUAGCAUAACUGUCAGCUUCGGGAGUGUGAAAUCCCUCAUAAGCAUGCCUUGCUUUAUGUCCCAUGCUAGCAUACCUGCGGCAGUUCGAGAGGCCAGAGGUUUAACUGAAGAUCUUGUGCGUAUUUCUGUGGGGAUUGAGAAUGUUGAUGAUCUUAUUGCUGAUCUUGACAAGGCACUCGCAUCUGGGCCUCUCUAAUUUCAUCCGUGUCAACAUCCUCAAGCAUUGAUGAGUCUGAAACUCUUCAAAUAAAAUUUUUGCGGUACAAAUUGAUUUGUACUUCUAAAAUCUAUUGGGUCUAAAACGCCAAAUUUAAUCAAAUGACUCACUAUUGCAGUAAACCAUCCAGUUAGUGGAGAGAAAUUGUCUGCAACAUUGGUGGUUUGUUUGCUUCUAAUAUGUAGUAUCAUUUGGAUUUUGAUUUAAGAGGAUGAUUAAGUUGUUCUAUUAUCUUUCCAUCCUUUUUUUUCUGUUAUAUAUUUGCGUUAGGCUCUAAACGCUUAAAUUUUACAUAUUCCUUUACAUUUGGUAUAAAUUGCAAGGAAUUUUUAUUCUUGCUUAAA